Daucus carota subsp. sativus is the source of this 2178-nucleotide messenger RNA. RefSeq names its product MLO-like protein 10. The record is from RefSeq and is a predicted model, not a curated record. Gene Ontology annotation, biological process: defense response. The transcript has 15 exons. Gene Ontology annotation, cellular component: membrane. Lineage: Eukaryota; Viridiplantae; Streptophyta; Magnoliopsida; Apiales; Apiaceae. Bases 173 to 1879 code for a protein of 568 amino acids.
CUCGAACUUGGUCCGAAAAAGAACAUCACCCAAUCAAAAUGGCGCAAACCGCGUAAUUACUGGACAAUACAGACACAGCUACGUAUCUACUAAAAUUGUCUCAGCCAUCUAUCACCACUUUACCAUUAUCCCCACUUGGCCAAAUCUCUUGUAUUAUUAGCACUUAGAAUGCAUGCGUUUCAAGGAUUCCAGUAGAAAGAUGAGCGGAGAUAAGUUGGCAAGGGAGCUUGAUAGAACACCCACAUGGGCUGUUGCUGCUGUUUGUGCUGUUAUUAUCAUCAUCUCUAUUGCUUUGGAGAAGAUUCUUCAUAAACUUGGAGCUUGGUUCACAGCCAAGCACAAGAAAGCUCUGUUUAAUGCUCUGGACAAGGUUAAAUCCGAAUUGAUGGUUCUUGGUUUCAUUUCACUACUUUUGACCUUUAGUCAGUAUUACAUUGCUAAAAUUUGCAUCUCGCAAAGUGUCGCCGAUACAAUGUUGCCGUGUAAAGUUGGGGAGAAGAAAGGUCAUGUCAAGGGAGGUGAAGGCGAAGAAGAAAAUCGGCGGAGGCUUCUGUGGUAUGACCACAGAUCACUAUCUGUUUCUAACAACAAAUCUACCUGCAAAGAGGGGCAUGUACCAAUCAUAACAGUUGACGGAUUACAUCAGUUGCACAUACUCAUAUUCUUCUUGGCAGUUUUGCACGUGGUGUACAGUGCUGUUACAAUGGCUCUUGGGAGACUAAAGAUUCGUGGCUGGAAAGUUUGGGAGCAAGAGACGGCAUCCCAUGACUAUGAAUUCUCCAACGAUCCUUCAAGAUUCCGACUUACUCAUGAGACAUCUUUCGUCAAAGCACACACUAGUUUCUGGACAAAACUUCCGUUCUUCUUUGUUGUUGGAUGCUUUUUUCAGCAAUUUUUUAGGUCUGUUAGUAAGUCUGACUACUUGACAUUGCGAAAUGGAUUCAUUAGUGUUCAUUUAGCCCCAGGAAGUAAAUUUAACUUCCAAAAGUAUAUCAAAAGAUCACUAGAGGAUGACUUCCAGGUAGUAGUGGGAGUCAGCCCGGUGUUGUGGGCAUCAUUUGUGGUUUUUUUGCUGAUAAAUGUUAAUGGAUUCAAGGCACUGUUCUGGGCGUCCUUGAUACCUCUUGUUAUUAUCUUAGCUGUUGGGACAAAGCUCCAAUCCAUUUUGACAAAAAUGGCUCUUGAAAUCACGGACAGACAUGCAGUGGUCCAAGGGAUUCCUCUUGUCCAAGGCUCAGACAGAUAUUUUUGGUUUGGUCGGCCCCACUUAGUCCUACAUCUUAUACACUUUGCACUAUUUCAGAAUGCGUUCCAGAUUACAUAUUUCUUAUGGAUAUGGUAUGAAUUUGGACUGAAAUCUUGUUUCCAUGAUAACUUCCAGUUGUUGAUGAUUAAACUAUCUUUAGGGGUUGGAGUCCUAUUCUUAUGCAGCUAUAGUACACUUCCACUGUAUGCCCUCAUAGCUCAGAUGGGUUCAAAUAUGAAGAAAUCCAUAUUUGAUGAACAAACGGCCAAAGCCCUUAAGAAUUGGCGUAUGGCUGUUAAGAAGAAACACGGAGGAAGGUCUCCUACUCGAAGUCUGGGUGAUUCAAGCCCUACUCCUUCAAUGGCAUCAACAUCCAUGUCAUCAACUUUGCACUCGGGCACAUCUAAACUUCAUCGUUUCAAGACAACUGGUCAUGCAACUCGUUCAUAUGCGUACGACGAACAGGACAUGUCUGAUUUGGAAGCUGAUCCAGUAAAUACGGAGUCCACCACAGCCAAAUUGAUUGUAAGAGUUGAUGACGAUGAUAUAGACCCUGAAACAACUGUAUUUGCUGGUGAAGAAAAUCGAGAUGAGGAUGAUUUUUCAUUUUCGAAGCCGCCACCACCUAAGUAAGAAUUGUUGUUUAGGGCCCUGGUACUGAUUCUUAAUGCAUGCAGUUGACGAGUACAUAAAUUAGUAACUGCUUUUAAAGCAGCAUGGUAUAGAGUAGCUGCUCGGCUUGUACAUUUGACAUGAAUCAUGCUUGUUCUUUACCAGUAGGAAUGAUUGGAGUAAGGGUGACAACUCUCCCUUGUUAUAAUUUUUUGCCAACAUGCUCCCAAACUCCAAAUAUGGGUCUAUUAGUAAAAACUGAGGAUGUAAUCAACAAAGAAAUGAGCGAUGAAUUAUGUUAAAUACUAACAUUGAUUGAA